AUGUGUAUUCUUUUCUGUUAUUUACAAGACGAUAAUAUUGAUAUUGGAUAUGAUUUAAUAUUAUUAUCAAAUCGUGAUGAAGAUUUUCAACGACCAGCUAAACAAGCUCAUAUUUGGAAAGAUACGAAAUAUGCACUUGGAGGACAAGAUGUAACACCAUUACGUGAAGGUGGUACGUGGUUAUGUUUAAAUACUGUUCAAAGUAGAAUUGGUAUUUUAUUGAAUUUAUCUUCACGUUUAUUAAAAGAAAAAAAUACCAAUGCUCAGAGUCGAGGUUUUAUUGUAUCAAAUUAUGUGAAUAAUCCAGAGGUUAAUCUUGAUUCAUAUGUGGAUGAAUUACAAAAAACUAAAAUGAAUUAUACAGGUUUCAAUUUUCUUGGACUCGAACAACAAUCAGAGUCUAAAAAAUGGCGAGCUAAAUAUAUAAAUAAUAUAUCAGAUUCAUCAGCAAUUGAAAUCAAUACGUCUCUUUUCGGUUUUAGCAAUCAUAUAUAUGGUGAUCAAUAUGCAUUUGAAAAGACUCGUUAUGGUUGUCAAUUAUUUAAAGCAUUUCUUACUGAUUUAACAGAUAAUUAUAAAAAACCGAUUACAGAUGAAAAAGAAUUAAUUCAUCGAGCAUUUGGUUUAUUAAAUGAUAAUAAAGUUUUUCCUGAUGACCCUAAUAUUGCUGCUGUUUAUUCACAUUAUUCAAUAUCAAAUCGUAAUCAAAUUUCAUCAAUUAAUGUAUGCACCACAGAUGACUCACCAACUUACGGAACAAGAACAUCAACUGUAAUUCUUAUUCGUCGUGAUCAAACAGGUCUUUUUAUUGAAAAAACUCUUAGUAGUCCAUUAAUUAAUCCGUUAGAAUGGACAACAAACACAUGGCAAUUUAAAUUAAAUAAUGUACAUGAAUCUCCUAUUUUAAUAAAUUAA
Rotaria sp. Silwood2 is the source of this 915-nucleotide messenger RNA. NCBI's taxonomy places the organism in Eukaryota, Metazoa, Rotifera, Eurotatoria, Philodinida, Philodinidae. The record is from the annotation of a GenBank genome assembly.